UCAAGGUUUCUCCUUCAGUCUGGUUCUCCUUCGUCUCGGUCACGCUGUAAAUAUUUGCCGGUUACCGAUAUUUACCAGACAAACUAUAAAAUGAAGAUCUGGGCGUCCGAACACAUUUUUAACCACCCAUGGGAGACGGUGACCAAGGCGGCAAUGCAGAAGUAUCCCAAUCCCAUGAACCCCAGUGUAUUAGGUGUGGAUGUUCUGGACAGAAGUGUUGACUCUGAGGGACGGUUACGUAGCACGAGACUGCUCAGCACCGAGUGGGGGCUCCCCGCUGUAGCCAAAACUCUCUUUGGAGCGACAAGAACGUGCACCUAUGUUCAAGAACAUUCAACAGUGGACCCCAAACAGAGAACCUUUGAGUUGCAAUCAACAAAUCUCUCAUUUACCAACCUUGUAUCUGUGGAUGAGAAGCUGACAUACAAACCACAUCCACAGGACCCAGAGAAGACGGUGCUGACGCAGGAAGCUUUGAUCAGUGUAAAAGGUGUCAGUCUAAGCAGCUACCUCGAGGGUCUCAUGGCUAAUACCAUAUCUGUUAAUGCCAGUAAGGGUCGAGAGGCGAUGGAGUGGGUCAUCAGACGGUUGAACACAGAGAUAGAGGAGCUAGCAGCCACUGCUCGUGGUUCCAUGCGCGUUCCAAUGGCAGCAGCUGUUGCCGAUAAAUGAUCCUGGCUUCCUCUCCGCUUUAUCAUGAACCAAUGGACUUCUCAGACACUUUCCCUUUAAAGGGACCUCUCAUCUCAUCUGCCAAGACUGCCUAAAAACCACAGUCCCAUUCCUCUCUCCUCUUGUUUGUCACAAGGUCACGGUUUGUCCUUCCUCAGCAGUCUGCACGGUCGAGUGUCUUCUCGCCUCUGUGGGCGGUGACGAUGAGCGUCGGGCUGGUGACAGUUUACCAAACAAGGUUUAAUCAUAUUAAACUUGAAGCUCAUAGGAUGUUGUCUUGUGAUGUUACAGCUGUAUUUUUAAAAGCAAAUUCACACCGUGCCUACACACGCUCUCAGCAACAUUGUUUCAUUCCUGAUGUUUUUUUUUAGUUUGUAAUGUUUUAUUAUUUUGAAUCUUUUCAGACAGGUUUAGUACAUUUUAAAGUACAUUUCUGGAUUUUGUUGACCCUUCCUUGUACUGCAGAACCAACCAAAAUAUGUACUGUAUGUACUUAUAUGAUCUAAAUGGACAUUUUAAAGCUUUGAUUUCAGAUUUUGUCUUACCCAACAGUUUUAAGCAAUGCAAGACACAAGUUGAUGCCAGUAAUUUUUGUACUUCAGAGGUCAGCUUUGGCUUUUUAUGGCAACCUCAGAACCAAACUAAGGAAGUUUUGAUGCUGAUUCUGGUUUAUCUUUUACAAUUGUCCUCAUCAGAUUGGUUCUCAGUUUUUGUAGUCUUUAAGGUGCUUUCUAGGAAAAAAAAAUUUUGUUGUAAAAAACAUCAAUUCUCCUUUCCUC
Messenger RNA from Nematolebias whitei (Rio pearlfish), 1451 nucleotides. RefSeq names its product PRELI domain containing protein 3B. Gene Ontology annotation, molecular function: phosphatidic acid transfer activity. Gene Ontology annotation, biological process: phospholipid transport. The record is from RefSeq and is a predicted model, not a curated record. The transcript is spliced from 6 exons. Lineage: Eukaryota; Metazoa; Chordata; Actinopteri; Cyprinodontiformes; Rivulidae. Gene Ontology annotation, cellular component: mitochondrial intermembrane space. The coding region runs from base 91 to 672 and encodes 193 amino acids.